Molecule: messenger RNA, 720 nt
Organism: Pyrenophora tritici-repentis Pt-1C-BFP
Lineage: Eukaryota; Fungi; Ascomycota; Dothideomycetes; Pleosporales; Pleosporaceae
Source: RefSeq, a predicted model, not a curated record
AUGGCGACCCCCCAUCGCAACCGCGUAAAGCCCACGGCUUAUCCCAGCCUACCCUUCCACAGCAUCCGCACCUGCCAAUUGCUCUCCGCAACAGUAGUGUCGGGUAUACUUUUAUAUUUCCUGCGCGAAUUGGCGCGGGAUGAAUAUCAUUUGCCCUGGACGUUUAUCUUGCUCAUGACAGUUUCCAUCCUAACCAUGCUCUCCCUCCUCACAACCAUCCUCCUUCACUUCUACCACGGCCUCAACCCGAUCCUAAACGUCGUCCUCAACGCCGCGCUCACACUACUCUGGACGUUGGGUUUUUCGCUGCUGGCAUGGUGGUGCAGGGGUACGCUGGCGCAUGUGUGCAAUACCAGUAAUUGGGAGUCAGAUACGGGGGUUAGUGUGUGCAGGAUGUAUAAGGCGCUGUUUAGCUUUACUUUACUGGGGUUGGUGAUGACGUUGGCGGCGCUGGCGCUGGAUGUCAGGGUUAUGAAGGGAGUGAGGACGAGGGGCGUGUUUCAGCCGGUGGACUCGCGAGGGGGUGGAGGGAAGGGAGGUGAGGUUUUGGAGGGAGAGAGAGAGAUGGAACUUGGUGAGAAUCCUAUGGCCCCAGCGCGGACGCGUGAGAGGGGUGGGGAGGGGUAUGCGGUGCCCGACGAACAGUUUCGAUACGACGAUUUGGCGUAUCAGGGUGCUGCGGGACAGGUUGGACGGAGAAGCAUGGAAGGACGAGUAUGA